Messenger RNA from Zerene cesonia (dogface butterfly), 487 nucleotides. RefSeq names its product endocuticle structural glycoprotein SgAbd-5-like. Gene Ontology annotation, molecular function: structural constituent of chitin-based larval cuticle. Gene Ontology annotation, cellular component: chitin-based extracellular matrix. NCBI's taxonomy places the organism in Eukaryota, Metazoa, Arthropoda, Insecta, Lepidoptera, Pieridae. Bases 123 to 470 code for a protein of 115 amino acids. The transcript is spliced from 3 exons. The record is from RefSeq and is a predicted model, not a curated record.
CAGUGUUGCAAUCUAGUAAUAGAAGAAAUACUUACAUAUAUAAGAGGUCCGUUUGAAGACGUAACUAUCACACACACAAACUAUUCUUUGAAGAAGACGGACGACGAAACAAAAGAAAAAAAAUGAAACUGUUCGUGGUUUUCGCCCUUGUAGCCGCUGCUUCUUGCGCUCCCCAAAACCCACAGGAUGUUCAAAUCCUGCGAUACGACGUCAACAACGCCGGAAUUGAUUCAUACAAUUUCGCGUGGGAGCUGUCAGACGGUACUAAGCACGAAGAACAAGGACAGCUGAAGAACAUCGGCACGGAAAACGAGAGCUCUGUUGUUCAAGGCCAAUACGCCUGGGUUGGUCCUGAUGGUGUGCAAUACACCGUAACUUACAUCGCUGAUGAGAACGGUUUCCAGCCUCAAAUUCAACAGGGACCUGGCGGAGCAGUACCGUCAGCUGUCGUAGCAUCACUAUUAGGAUAAAUUACGCGAAAUAAUAU